GGAUCUGCUUCCUACCCGGAACCUCAUAUAGGGAUCUGCUUCCUACCCGGAACCUCAUAUAGGGAUCUGCUUAUUACCCUGAACCUGCACUAUGCAGGGACUUGGGAGAGACACACAGAACAGGGACUCCCCAAAGAGGGAGAAGGAUCUGAGGGGCUCAGCAAUACUGCACCAGCAGAGACGCCUCAAACAAGCCACGCAGUUUGUGCACCAAGACUCUGCGGAUCUUCUGCCACUGGACCAGCUGCGGAGACUGGGGACCAGUAAAGACCUGCAGCCACACAGUGUGAUCCAGAGACGGCUCAUGGGGGGCAGCCUGAGCAUUGAAAGCGAUAACCCUGUAUUUCCAACUUCCCCGUGCAACAGGGGGAGAGACGCACCCCCCAGGGUGAUGAGACGAUACAGCCAACUAAGUUGGGUGAGGAGACCCCCGGUGGCUGGAAGGAACAAGCUCUACUCAUACCCUGCAAGGUUUGUGGCCACGAUGCAAGGGCCAAGCUAUGCACGGAACAUCAACAGAACCUCAUCUCCCGGAGCUGCACGGAAAGGCUGGGGGCCCCAAUUUCACAUUACAAAGUUGCAUCAGGACUUUAUGGACCUAGGAAUGAUACGGACUGGAGCCUGGAAUUUACUGUAAGUACUGGAUGUGCUGAAGGAGCUGCUGGGCUUCAGGAAGGGGACUGGGUACUAGGAAGCCCCAGGGGGGGCAAUUGCAACAGGAAGUUGCCUGAGAGGGGGCACAUCAUUGGGCCUUUCAAAACGAGGCUGCAGAGACCCUAGUGGCACAGACUGGGGGCUUUCUGGUAGGAGGUGUCUGUUGAAAUUAGAAAUUAAUUCUAACUUAGGGAAUUGCUACAAGGUGACUCUGGGACUUGGGGUGUCAUAGUCAGGUAAGUAGUGGAACUUUGGCACCCUGAGUACCCCAAGAACUUAAAUAAAGAGCUGAUUAUAUUAUAUGGAACUGGGGGUUGGAUAUUUGGGAGUCUUGAUUGUCUCAGCAAAAGUAACUAGUAGUAAAAAGUGGAACUUUGGCACCCUGAGUACCCCAAUAACUGAAAUAAAGAGCUCGUUAUAUUAUAUGGAACUGGGGGUUGGAUAUUUGGGAGUCUUGAUUGUCCCAGCAAAAGUAUCUGCCUGCCUCUGUGGCAGAAUUAGGGGACUCUGUGGGCUUCACAGGGGGGUUCCUGCUGUCCCGGGGGCUGUGGGAGAUACAGUAAUAGAAGCCACAGGGAGUACCUGUAGAUAUUGGGGUGCAAACUCAACGUUAGCCCAGUGUCACAACCACCAGCGAGGGGAAUAAAGUGAUCUUUUUGUCAACAGUCUCAGGGAAUCCCUAAGUGUUAGACUGUAUUUGCUUCCUCCGGUGUUGGUAACAUCAGGCACUGGUUACUGAGGGAACAGGAGAGACGGGGAGUAAAUCCGUGGCUGUAGUGAAGGAUCACAGAGAAAACUCGAUGAGGGACGUUACUUCAUGACAGAGAAAGGAGCCUCUGGCUUUAUCCAAGCAAGAUCUGGGAUGCUUAUCCGCACUAUACCGCUUGUCUAGUUCUAUACCCACCUGAGGAUUAACACUUGUUUGGAAUGGCCGCCUACAUCGAAUUUGUGCCCCCUCCGGAAUGCCCGGUGUUCGAGCCCAGCUGGGAGGAAUUCUCUGAUCCCCUGAGUUUCAUCGGACGCAUCCGACCGAUUGCUGAAAAGACAGGGAUAUGCAAAAUCCCACCUCCCAAGGACUGGCAGCCGCCCUUUGCCUGCGAUGUCAAAAGCUUCUGCUUCACCCCUCGGGUACAGCGCCUCAACGAACUAGAGGCAAUGACCCGUGUCAAACUCGAUUUCUUGGAUCAGCUGGGAAAAUUUUGGGAGCUGCAAGGUUCCGCGCUCAGAAUUCCAGUGGUGGAUGGCAAGCUGUUGGGUGUGUAUGCACUGAGCAAGGUGGUUUCCAGUGAGGGGGGCUUUGAGGUUGUCACUAAAGAGAAGAAAUGGUCUCAGGUGGGCAAUCGGAUGGGAUACCAGCCAGGCAAAGGCACAGGCUCUCUUCUGAAGUUGCACUAUGACCGAAUCCUCUACCCCUACGAGCUGUUCCAGUCUGGCGUCAGCCUGAUGGUAAGAAAUGCACCUAGAAUAUUCUAGAGAGAAACCUUCUGUUUCAGUUUUUAGUAAAGGUACCGGUAUAGGACCUGUUAUCCAGAAUGCUCGGGACCUGGGGCUUUUCAGAUAAGGGUUCUUUCCGUAAUUUGGAUCAU
This is a messenger RNA of Xenopus tropicalis (tropical clawed frog), 2240 nucleotides long. Its product is annotated as lysine-specific demethylase 5A. The coding region runs from base 1582 to 2127 and encodes 181 amino acids. Gene Ontology annotation, molecular function: DNA binding; histone H3K4me/H3K4me2/H3K4me3 demethylase activity. The record is from RefSeq and is a predicted model, not a curated record. NCBI's taxonomy places the organism in Eukaryota, Metazoa, Chordata, Amphibia, Anura, Pipidae. Gene Ontology annotation, cellular component: nucleus. Gene Ontology annotation, biological process: chromatin remodeling; DNA-templated transcription; regulation of DNA-templated transcription. The transcript is spliced from 7 exons.